Molecule: messenger RNA, 837 nt
Organism: Paramecium tetraurelia
Lineage: Eukaryota; Ciliophora; Oligohymenophorea; Peniculida; Parameciidae
Exons: 5
Cellular component (GO): mitochondrial inner membrane
Molecular function (GO): copper ion binding
Source: RefSeq, a predicted model, not a curated record
AUGUUCAAACUAUCCAAAUUGUUUUAUUCAUUCAAACAUUCAAGUCGAUCCAAUAUUUAACAUAAUCUGACAUCCUUUAAAAAGAAAAGACGAUAGGAAUUACUCUAUAACAUUGGUUUAUACGGAGCUGCUUUUGGAUGUGCCUUUGGUGCUGUCCCAUUUUAUAGAUUGUGGUGUGAGCAUUUUGGCUUGGAGGGUGACCUUGAUAAAAAGGACUAUUCAAUGAAAGGCAAAAAAUUGGAUGUCUUCAGAAAAUAUCAUAUUGAAUUUGGAGCAGAAACUGAUCCUGAAGCCAACUGGGAAUUUCUCCCUGUCCAAUAGAAUGUCACCGUUCAUGCUGGAGAAACUGCUUUAGUCUUUUAUAGAGCAUACAACAGAAAUGACAAAGCAGUAGUAGGUUUUGCUACUUACUAAAUAUUUCCUGAAGAUGCAGGACUUUAUUUUGCAAAAAUUCAAUGCUUCUGCUUCAAUUAACAAUUACUUAAUCCAAAGGAAGAACUCUAAUUACCCAUUUAUUUCUAUUUUGAACCCGAAAUCAAUGAAGACCCACUUCUGAAAAAGUGUGAAAAUAUUAAAGUCAUGUACAGAUUCUAUAAAGCAAAAAAUCAAGAACUAGCCUAAUUGGCAGAGAAUGAAUACAAGACUGUAAAGAAGAAUAAAAUGAUCUUAUAAAAAUUAAGAGAUGCAAAAAAAGUAGGAGCACUUAAUGAAAAUGACCUAAAUAAAAUCAAAAGUACUAAAUUUACAGAUCAAGAAAUUGAAGACUUUGAUGAAUGGGCUUAUGACAAUCCUUUGGAGGCUGCAGAAUCAUAAAAAUAGGAAGAAUCAAAAAAUUGA